AUGGUGUCCAAGGUUGACCGAGAGAUUGAAGACGCUGAGUCCGGGUCGGGGAGAGUGCUGAAGGAUCUAUUCGCUGGCGCCGUUGGUGGUGUAGCCCAGGUCCUCCUCGGCCAGCCCUUCGACAUUGUCAAAGUCCGGUUACAGACGUCGCAGCAAUACUCUGGCGCUCUCGAGGCGGCGACAAGCAUCUACAAGAACGAAGGCGCUCUUGCCUUCUACAAGGGCACACUGACACCACUGAUUGGUAUCGGAGCCUGUGUCUCUGUGCAAUUCGGCGGCUUCAACCUCGCACGGCGCUACCUGGAGGCCCAAAACACAGCCAGGACAGGCAACAGCGCCCUCUCCUACUCGCAAUACUACGCUUCGGGCGCGUUCGCCGGCGUCGCCAACACCGUCCUCUCCAGCCCCAUCGAGCACAUCCGCAUCCGGCUGCAGACGCAGCCCAGCGGCGCAGCGCGUCUGUACAACGGCCCCAUCGACUGCGUGCGCAAGCUGUCCGCACACCAGGGCGUGCUCGGCGGCGUGUACCGCGGCACCGCCGUGACCUUCCUGCGCGAAGCACAGGCCUACGGCGUGUGGUUCACUACCUUUGAGUACCUGAUGAACGCAGACGCGGCGCGCAACCACAUCAAGCGCGAGGAGAUUUCCACGCUCAAGGUCGCCGCGUACGGUGGUCUCGCGGGAGAGAUGCUGUGGAUCAGCAGCUACCCCUUGGAUGUCGUCAAGAGCAAGAUGCAGAGCGAUGGCUUCGGCGGGGACCAGAGGUACAGGAGCAUGCGCGACUGCUUCGCCAAGGUGUGGGCGCACGAGGGCGCCAGAGGCUUCUGGAAGGGAAUCGGUCCGACGCUCUUGAGGGCCAUGCCGGUCAGUGCCGGAACGUUUGCGACGGUCGAGCUCACCAUGCGGUUGAUCAGCUAG
This is a messenger RNA of Ascochyta rabiei, 918 nucleotides long. Its product is annotated as carrier protein ymc1. The transcript has a single exon. The record is from RefSeq and is a predicted model, not a curated record. Gene Ontology annotation, biological process: mitochondrial L-ornithine transmembrane transport. Gene Ontology annotation, molecular function: L-ornithine transmembrane transporter activity. The coding region runs from base 1 to 918 and encodes 305 amino acids. NCBI's taxonomy places the organism in Eukaryota, Fungi, Ascomycota, Dothideomycetes, Pleosporales, Didymellaceae.